CAUAGAUUUGAAGGUGAAGGUAAAGGAGAGAGAUGAGUGGAGAAGGAAAGGUGGUGUGCGUGAGUGGAGCCUCUGGGUACAUAGCUUCAUGGCUGGUGAAGCUCUUACUGGAACAAGGCUAUUAUGUCAGAGCAACCGUUCGUAACCCAAAUGAUACAAAGAAGACAGGACAUUUGCUGGCACUUGAUGGAGCCAAGGAAAGGCUCCAUUUAUUCAAAGCAGACUUACUUGAAGAAGGGUCUUUUGAUUCUGCAGUUGACGGAUGUGAUGGUGUUUUCCAUACCGCAUCCCCAGCUGCAUUGGAAGUCACUGACCCCCAGGCAGAUUUAAUUGACCCUGCAUUGAAGGGAACAAUGAACGUUCUAAGAUCAUGUGCAAAAAUUCCAUCUGUCAAAAGAGUAGUUGUAACAGCAUCUAUGGCUACGGUUGUGGCCAAUGGAAAACCUCUCACUCCUGAUGUGCUAGUUGAUGAGAGUUGGUUUUCAGAUCCAGUUUUCUUUCAGGAAACAAAGCAAUGGUACAUGCUUUCAAAGACCUUAGCAGAGGAGGCUUCUUGGAAGUUUGCAAAAGAGAAUGGGAUGGACAUGGUUGUGAUGAAUCCAGGAUGGGUUAUCGGUCCUGUCUUACAUCCUAUUCUUAAUCUAAGUGUGGAGGAAGUUCCGAAGCUCAUAAAUGGAGGUCAAACAUUCCUGAACAUACCAUAUCGAUGGGUGGAUGUGAGAGAUGUUGCAAAUGCACACAUUCAAGCAUAUGAAAAACAGGAAGCCAGUGGGAGAUACUGUUUAGUAGGGAGUGUCUCACACGGUUCUCAGACACUGAAGAUUUUGCACAACCUCUACCCUGUUUUACACAUUUCCCAAAAGUGUGAGGAUGACAAACCUUGUGCGCCAACCUACCGGGUAUCCCAAGAGAAAGCAAAAAGUUUGGGCAUUCACUUCACUCCUCUGGAGGUGACCCUAAAGGAUACUGUAGACAGCUUGAAGGAGAACAACCUCAUAAGUUUCUGAGACGUCAGUUUCUGUAGAAACCUUAUCAACAUUAAUGUUUUUGAACUAAAUCUGUGGCUUGUUCACCUAAAUCCAUGUUAAGAAGGUGGGCAUUUAGAAUUCUUACAUAUUGCUAAUUCUCUUGUCAUCUUUUUGUUAAGUUUUGCAAUAAUACCGAUUCUCAAGAAAAUGGUGAUUCAAGAAGUAAGAUCU
This is a messenger RNA of Vitis riparia (riverbank grape), 1199 nucleotides long. RefSeq names its product cinnamoyl-CoA reductase 1-like. Bases 33 to 1007 code for a protein of 324 amino acids. Gene Ontology annotation, molecular function: oxidoreductase activity, acting on the CH-OH group of donors, NAD or NADP as acceptor. NCBI's taxonomy places the organism in Eukaryota, Viridiplantae, Streptophyta, Magnoliopsida, Vitales, Vitaceae. The record is from RefSeq and is a predicted model, not a curated record. The transcript is spliced from 6 exons.